Neomonachus schauinslandi (Hawaiian monk seal) is the source of this 948-nucleotide messenger RNA. It is a transcript of the gene NKX1-2, whose product is annotated as NK1 homeobox 2. The transcript has 2 exons. Bases 1 to 948 code for a protein of 315 amino acids. Lineage: Eukaryota; Metazoa; Chordata; Mammalia; Carnivora; Phocidae. Gene Ontology annotation, biological process: regulation of transcription by RNA polymerase II; cell differentiation. Gene Ontology annotation, molecular function: RNA polymerase II cis-regulatory region sequence-specific DNA binding; DNA-binding transcription factor activity, RNA polymerase II-specific. Gene Ontology annotation, cellular component: nucleus. The record is from RefSeq and is a predicted model, not a curated record.
AUGCUGGCAUGGCAGGACGGCGGGGCCAAGGCGGCUCCCUCCCACCACAAGAUCUCCUUCUCUGUCCUGGACAUCCUGGAUCCGCAGAAAUUCACCCGCGCUGCGCUCCCGGCCGUGCGCCCUGCUCCCCGGGAAGCCAAGAAAAGUUUGGCAGAGGCCGAAGCGGGGAAGGACGCCAGCCCAGGGGACUCAACUCGGCAGCGGGAGACCUCUGACGCUGAGGAUCGCGGCGCGGGCGCGUCGUCCCCCUUGGAGGGCUCGGAGGCCGAGGAGGCGGAGGAGGAGGAGGAGGAGGAAGCCGAGGACGCGGGCCAGCGGCGGCCGCAGGAGCGCGCUGCGCGCCUGCAAGUGGACCCGGCGCGCUCCCCCGAGUCCCGGGAGGCGGCGUUGGCGGCGGGGGAGCGGGGCACCCGCGGGCUCGCGGGCUCCCCGGGUUCGCCCGGCUCCCCGCGGCCCCGGCGCCGGCGCGCCGAGCCCCGCAGCGCCAAGCCGAGGCGCGCGCGCACCGCCUUCACCUAUGAGCAGCUGGUGGCUUUGGAGAACAAGUUCCGGGCCACGCGCUACCUGUCGGUGUGUGAGCGCCUGAACCUCGCGCUGUCGCUCAGCCUCACUGAGACGCAGGUCAAAAUCUGGUUCCAGAACCGCAGGACCAAGUGGAAGAAGCAGAACCCCGGCGCCGACGGUGCGGCGCAGGCGGGGAGCGGCGCGCCCCAGCCCGGGGCCCCCGGGACGGCCGCUGGAGCGGGCGGCGGCGGCGGCGCGGGGGGCAGUCCCGGACCCCCGGGCCCGGGCGCACUGCCUUUCCAGACUUUCCCCUCCUACUCGGCGGCCAACGUCCUCUUUCCGGCCGCCACCUCCUUCCCGCCAACGGCCGCAGCCGCCGCGGGCCCCUUUGCGUCCUUCCUCGGGCCCUCCUACCUGACCCCUUUCUACGCUCCGCACCUAUGA